CUCUGGCGAAUUGGAGCUGUCUGUACCAUCAUUUGGAUCUCUCCACAAAGACUUGAACACAUCAGGAUGGAGUCUUAAAUUCAUCUUGCUUACUGUCUUUUUCUUAUUAAGAACAGGUUAGGGAGAGAAACGUGUCCAAGAUGUCUGCGUCGUUCUGGGACCUGAAUUACUCGAUGUCUACAAGUCCUUCAAGGACACCACCUAUACACUUUGCCAGGUCUGAUUUCAGGUACACCAGCAGUAUGAGUUUUUAUGAUCAGUCACAAUGUAGUUCACCCAUUCAAGACAACCAUAACAACUUAGACUGGACUUCAAAUGAGCAAGUAGAAUUCACAAGAUUAAACCCCUCAAGAACAAGAGACAGUACAGGAGAGUGGCAUAUGGUUACAGCCACACGCUCGCUACUUGGCAGCGAAAGAGGAGGCCAGAGGGAAAGUCUGCAGUCUCAAGGGAACUUAUCUUACAACAGUUUGCCAAGAGCACAUUUUCUCCAGCCAAAUAGAGAAUCAAGUGCAUUUUUACCCUACACCAAGGACAUUUGGUUAGAUGCCCAAAACAUCACUGGGUCUCCCAGGAGCAGUCCUAAACUGCACCCACGUACACAACCUGGAUUCUACAGUGAUGCCACACAAUCCACAAAAAAUGCUUUAAAAGGAUCUUCAACAAGCAACAUGAAAGAAUUCAAUGCUCACACGUUGCCCCUUCCAUGCUCCAAGACUGGUCUUCUUAAACUCAGCAAGCCGCAAAAGGUUAAAACGUUUGUGGUGGAAACGCCUCCUUUGAUGAGAGCUGUAAUAGCUCAUACUUCACCAAACUCAAAUCAACCCAGCAAGAAGCAUGUCAGCAAACAGCAAAGAGAGGAUCAUCACGCCAAGAACGAGGACCAGAGUUUGUCCAAGCUACAGGAGCCCAAUAUAAAACAUUUUGGAAAUGAUCCAUUUGUGUGGAGUCGCAGUCAACCAUCGUCACCCGGUCGAUAUCAGGACUUAUUGUCUACCAAGGAUCAUCUUUCUAUUAACACCCAUCUGUUCCCUGAACGCCAGUCUGCAACGCUUAGUCAAAAUGUGCAAAAGGCGAUUCAGGAGAGAUUUAGCAUGAGUGUUGACAGUCAGGGUGACCCCAACCAGCCCAAUCCCUGCCAACCUCACGGCAGCUUAAACCUACCAGACUGCAGCCAAAAAGAAAUUUUAACACUACAUCAAGAACAUAGUGAUGUUAGAAACGGUGUAAGUCAGGUGGCCACGAAUUCAAAGAAUGUGUUUGGUCAGCCUCGAAUCAUGGCAUCACUGCGAGCGGCGUGUUCCCCGCGGUCCGUUCGCAAGAGCACAGUGCUGGAAGACUUGAAAAAACUCAUUGUGAUGGAUGACACAGAGGACGACCCUCGGGAUGAUUCAUCACCUCUUCAACAAAAAGAGGUGGAGCUUUGCGCGAGUCCUUUGUCAUCCAGUCAUGCUACCCAGUCGUACCCAGAGUCCCCAGCACUCACACCCAGCCAUCUCUCCAUGCAAACGCGUCCCACAGAAUGCUGGCCAAUGCCUGAGCAGGCGGAAACAGACAAAUGGGAAAGAGACCAAGACCAUUAUUCUGAACUCAUGCCCCUGCCAAAUACUGCCUGUCAUCUUGACUGGGAUAGUCUAGUUCAAGCAGCCCAAGCCUAUGAGACACAAAGGAUGGCAACCCUUCUGUCAGAAAUGAGUCCUCUAUCAAGCAGGCCAGCAACACCAUCCCAAGGGACUUACAAGUCCCAUCAUUCCACUGCCUAUUACACCGGAGAAGAUGCAGAUGAUGUUUUCAUUGACUUUCCCGACCAACUGUCUCACCUGGAAGCGAUGCUUAAGAGACUGAGCAGUGAUCUACUGAAGGAGAAGAGGGACAAGGUGGCUCUGCUGGCGCAAGUGCUAAAGCUUCGUAUUAGCAACCAGCAUCUGAGAGAGGAGUCCCUCUGUGCGGUUGAACAACUACACAAGAUCAGCAACAUUUUAAAUGCAACACCUGGAGGGGUUGAGUAAUCCUGAGCUGGAGGACUACAAGACUACAAAUCUGAAUAUGUAAACGUCUCUGUGAGCCAGUAACCUGUGUAGUGGACUGGGGUCGGCUACCUCCAUUUCUGCUUCCUGUACUGAAACACGCACAUUUCGGUUGUUUUGACAGCUGAACUUCCAAGCUUUCAGGCUAAAAACAAAAAAGAGAGGUUUGUAUAAUAUUACACUACAUCACAGCCUAUGAAGGAUUUGGAGAACAUAGAGUGUUUACCAGUACAGUCUUUUCUCCUGCUUGGGCAUGACAUGCCAUAGAUUGGCUAACUCUUUGGUGACUGUGGUGGAAGGUGUUCCAGGAUGGGAUCUGUUCCAAAAUAAUGUCAGCACUGUGAGUUAUAAUAUAUUUUCCCUUUUUGAGUUUGGGGACUAUUUUUGCCGUUCUUUUUGGUGAAAAUUACACUUUACAUUUAACAUUGAAUAAAUAUAAAAAGGUCUAAUGGUACCUGUAUUAUUACAGUAAAUUAGAUCAAAUGCACACCUGAGAUAUACUUUUCUGUUCAUCCGGCAGAACAUAAUAAAUCCAUUCACACAUUUCUUCUUGGAGCUCGGGGCUUGGAUUUCAACACGCCUUCUUCCUUCAGUGCGUCUGUGAGCAUGUGCUUUUCUUUCUUUCUUCAAAGGAACAAAUUGUUCUGGGGUUGAGGUCGUAUCCUCUGGAGCUUUAUUCCCUUCCUUAUUUUCUGAGGACUGACAGCCACUGCCGGCACUCUUCACCAGUAAAAUUCAGAAAAGAUAACAUGAAUCGGAGGCUCACUGUAUAACAAUUUCUCUUUGAAUUAAGAUACAGUAUGGUCCAAAAGUCUGGCAGCGAAAAAUACUCCUAUUUUGCAUUUUUCUAAUUGAAUGAACUUUUAUUACACAAAUGUUUUUAUUUUAUUGUAUUGUCAUCAAAAUAAAUUGACUAAAACAUUGAAUGGAUAUUUUUGCUUUAGCCUGCACUUGAGCUGGCAUGGACUCCAGAGGUUUAUACAAACAUGCUGAUCUGAUGAUGUUGUCUCACCCUGAUCUUUGAAUGUUCCAAGCUUGAGCAUCUUGUGUGUCUUAGUGGAACAAUAACAUCUUAGAUUUUACAAGUAGCAUAAUCACUAUCACAAAUUUGCUGUUUGCUAUAGAAAUCUUAAAAAUGCCUUGUGAUGUCAUUUCUAUUGUUUAACAUUGUUCAAAUGUUUAUAUACAGUUUAUACUUAGACUUUUGGACCCUACUUUAUAAUCAGGGAAUAAAACAUCACAAAGUUUAGCUUACUGAUUCAUUUGCAAUUCUGUAUGGCAACCUGGGAGUUUUCAAGGUGGUAGAUUCCGGGGUGACCCACACGUCCUCAAAUAAUGCUGUUGUGGUGAAAAUAUAUUGCACGGUCAGCAUUACAGCAAAGCUGUCUUGUUUGUGAUUUCACACUGUCAGUAAUGUGCACAUUUAGAUUAAAGCAGCUUUCUCUGUUCUUCUGCUAUUAUCUCAACAUUUUUAAAGCCUAAUAAUCAUUUAUUAACUUAUAUUCAUUUAGCAACGAAUCUGAAUGCAUAUCUUAUUUGUGUUAGCCUGUGAAUC
Messenger RNA from Triplophysa rosa, 3582 nucleotides. Its product is annotated as signal-induced proliferation-associated 1-like protein 3. NCBI's taxonomy places the organism in Eukaryota, Metazoa, Chordata, Actinopteri, Cypriniformes, Nemacheilidae. The record is from RefSeq and is a predicted model, not a curated record. The transcript is spliced from 12 exons. Bases 141 to 2009 code for a protein of 622 amino acids.